Messenger RNA from Apodemus sylvaticus (European woodmouse), 777 nucleotides. Its product is annotated as protein AMBP-like. Lineage: Eukaryota; Metazoa; Chordata; Mammalia; Rodentia; Muridae. The transcript is spliced from 7 exons. Gene Ontology annotation, molecular function: serine-type endopeptidase inhibitor activity. The record is from RefSeq and is a predicted model, not a curated record. The coding region runs from base 57 to 671 and encodes 204 amino acids. Gene Ontology annotation, cellular component: plasma membrane; cell surface.
GAAGUGGUCCCUGUUUCUACAGCUGUGAGACAUCGAAGGCCCACGACCGCAGAGCCAUGCAGGGUCUUGGCAUCCUGUUCCUGCUGCUGACUGCCUGCCUUGCUUCGAGGGCUGACCAUGUGUCAACAGGACCAGAUAUCCAGGUUCAGGAGAACUUCACCUGGUCCCGGAUGUAUGGAAAAUGGUACACCCUGGCCAUUGGUUCCACAUGCCCGUGGGUGAAGCGGAUUAAGACCGACAUGAGCGUGGGCACACUGGUGCUGCAAGAGGGGGCGACACAAGACGAGAUCAGCAUGACCAGUACUAAAUUGCGGAAAGGCGUCUGCGAGGAGAACUCUGGGGUAUAUCAGAAGACAGACACCGAUGGAAAGUUCCUUUACCACACAUCCAAAUGGAACACAACCUUGGAAUCCUACGUGGUCCACACCAACUAUGACGAGUAUGCCAUUUUCCUUACCAAGAAGUUCAGCCACCGCCAUGGACCCGCCAUCAUGGCCAAGCUCUAUGGCCGGGAGCCACAGCUGAGGGACAGUCUUCUCCAGGAGUUCAGGGAGGUGGCCCUGAGUGUGGGCAUCCCUGAGAACGCCAUCAUUUUUAUGGAAAACAGAGGGGAAUGUGUCCCUGGGAAUCGGGAGGUGGAGCCCAAUUCGUCUUCGGGUACGAGGAACUAAUAUGAAGUUGAAGGUGACAGUCUGCAAGCCAGAGGGUAGCCACUGUCUGUCACAGUACAGCUUUGAUGAUCUGGACCCAAAUAAAACAAGCUGUCACUUCCUAGCA